CUUUAUCCAGCUAGCUUAGCCACAGGAUGCUAACGCUACAGCUAACAGCUGCUGACGUAAAUAAACGUGUGUCUGUGGUCUUUACCGUGACAGCGCUCCUCUGUGGAUCCACCCACAGCUAUAAUGAUGUUAGCUAAACCUCAGUCUCCACGAAGACACGAGAAACAAAGCAGACACGCGCGAGCAGCGGAGAGUUUAACCCUCUGAGAGCCGCAGACUGGAGACACAUUAGUGUCUGAGGGGAGGGGACACGGGGUCUUUAUGGACACACAGCAGGUCCACAGUGUGUGUCACAUAGAGGUAGUUACAUCACCUGAAAGCUGGACACCUGAGGAUUAAUUUAAGAUGCAGCUCAGUGCUGUGGGUCAUUGUUUCCCGUCAUGCAUCUGUAAUAAACACUGUGUUUUGGUGUCAGUGUGUCUCCAGGUUGUGUCUGUAAAGUUUCACACUCAUUUCAUUCAGGUAUCUUGAGGCCCUCACCAGGAAGCCAGCACAACAUGGCUGGGGUGGAUGGAUUCCUGAGGUCCUCUAGUUUCAUGUGAUCCCAGUAUCUUCUCUGUAGCUUUAAACCUCAGCCACCUACAGCCUCUGAAAGUCAGGGGUGGGACCGGGCAGGUGUUCAGCAGUGUGACCAUGUGCUCCUGUCUGCCAGGUGUCAGCAGCGCCACGCCCACCGAGGAGAUGAACGGCGCUGGAAACUUGAUGGAUUUCCUGGACGAGCCUUUUCCUGACGUGGGCACGUACGAAGACUUCCACACCAUCGACUGGCUGAGGGAGAAGUCCAGAGACACGGACCGCCACCGCAAGAUCACCAGUAAGAGUAAAGAGUCCAUCUGGGAGCUGAUCAAGAGUCUGCUGGACGCCUGGUCAGGAUGGGUGGUGAUGCUGCUCAUCGGGCUGCUCUCAGGAACGCUGGCCGGCGUGAUCGACCUGGCAGUGGACUGGAUGACAGACCUGAAGGAGGGCGUGUGUCUGUCGGCGUUCUGGUACAGACAAGAGCAGUGCUGCUGGACGUCCAACGAGACCACCUUCGACGACCGAGACAAGUGUCCUCAGUGGCAGAAGUGGGCGGAGCUUAUGACUGGCCACGCCGAGGGGGCGGGGGCGUACGUGUUGAACUACUUCCUGUACAUCCUGUGGGCGCUGCUGUUUUCCUUCCUGGCCGUGUCACUGGUUCGAGUCUUCGCUCCAUACGCCUGCGGCUCAGGGAUCCCAGAGAUCAAGACGAUCCUGAGCGGCUUCAUCAUCCGGGGCUACCUGGGGAAAUGGACGCUGCUGAUCAAGACAGUCACCCUGGUGCUGGCGGUGUCGUCGGGUCUCAGCCUGGGGAAGGAGGGUCCUCUGGUCCACGUGGCGUGUUGCUGCGGAAACCUGUUCUGCAGCCUCUUCUCAAAGUACAGCAAGAACGAGGGCAAACGCAGAGAGGUGUUAUCAGCUGCAGCAGCAGCCGGCGUGUCGGUGGCCUUUGGAGCACCUAUUGGAGGAGUUCUGUUCAGCCUGGAAGAGGUCAGUUACUACUUCCCUCUGAAGACUCUGUGGCGCUCCUUCUUCGCCGCCCUGGUCGCGGCCUUCACGCUGCGCUCCAUCAACCCGUUUGGCAACAGCCGCCUGGUACUGUUCUAUGUGGAGUACCACACGCCGUGGUACAUGGCCGAGCUGGUGCCGUUCAUCCUGCUGGGCGUGUUCGGCGGCCUCUGGGGGACGCUCUUCAUCCGGGCCAACAUCGCCUGGUGCCGGCGCAGGAAGACCACCCAGCUGGGGAAGUACCCGGUGCUGGAGGUCAUCGCCGUGACGGGGAUCACCGCCGUGCUGGCGUACCCUAACCCGUAUACCCGCCGCAGCACCAGUGAGCUCAUCUCGGAGCUCUUCAACGACUGCGGCGCGCUGGAGUCGUCGCAGCUCUGCGAUUACAUCAACAACCCCAACAUGAGUCGGCCGGUGGACGACAUCCCAGACCGACCGGCGGGGCCUGGGGUCUACAACGCCCUGUGGCAGCUCGCCCUCGCUCUCGUCUUCAAGAUCGUCAUCACCAUCUUCACCUUCGGCAUGAAGAUCCCGUCAGGUCUCUUCAUCCCCAGCAUGGCGGUGGGAGCCAUCGCAGGACGCAUCGUGGGGAUCGCCGUGGAGCAGAUGGCGUACCACCACCACGACUGGAUCAUCUUCAAGAACUGGUGCCGGCCCGGCGCCGACUGUGUCACACCUGGACUGUACGCCAUGGUGGGCGCCGCCGCCUGUAUGGGCGGCGUGACCAGGAUGACCGUGUCCCUGGUGGUCAUCAUGUUCGAGCUCACGGGCGGGUUGGAGUACAUCGUCCCCCUGAUGGCUGCCGCCGUCACCAGCAAGUGGGUGGCGGACGCCUUCGGGAAGGAGGGCAUCUACGAGUCGCACAUCCAGCUCAACGGGUACCCGUACCUGGACGUCAGGGACGAGUUCACCCACCGCACCCUCGCCACGGAUGUGAUGCGGCCCCGCAGGAACGACCCCCCUCUGGCCGUCCUCACGCAGGACACCACCACGGUGGAGGACGUGGAGACGCUGAUCAAAGACACCGACUAUAACGGGUUCCCUGUGGUCGUGUCCAGAGAGUCGGAGAGGCUCAUCGGCUUCGUUCAGCGCCGUGACCUCACCCUCGCCAUCAAGAACGCCCGUCAGAAGCAGGACGGCGUGGUGAGCAGCUCUGUGGUUUACUUCACUGAGGACGCGCCGCAGCUGCCGGCCAGCAACCCGCAGCCGCUGAAGCUGCGCCGCAUCCUGAACCUCAGCCCCUUCACCGUCACCGACCACACGCCCAUGGAGACGGUGGUGGACAUCUUCCGCAAGCUGGGCCUCCGCCAGUGUCUCGUCACCAGGAGCGGGCGCCUCCUGGGCAUCAUCACUAAGAAGGACGUCCUGCGCCACAUGGCUCAGAUGAUGAACCAGGAUCCAGAGUCCAUCAUGUUCAACUAGCAGACGAGAGACGUGCUUCACUCGUGCGACGGUGUAAAUAGGUGAAAGUGUUGCGACGCUACUGUACUGCAACCUGUGAUUAAUAAGCCCCUCCCACCUCCUGACAGGCAAGUCCUCACCCACCUGUAGUGACCACAGCUCCGCGUGUGCUCAGUGUGACUGCGCCGGAGGAACUGACUUCAGCUAAAAUGUUCAUGGCUUCAACAUUUCAGACCCUCAGACCUUUUAUUGUUCGCAGACUGAAAACAGAAAACAGAAAAAGUCUUUAAUGCUUCUUUAUGGAGGACGAAAAAUUACUCGAGUAUCAAUGAAUAAAUAAAUGUAGGAAUAAAACCAGAAAUAAUUAAAGAAAUAUGGGAAUAAAUAAAUAAAAUAAGAAAAAAUAAAUAAAUGCUGAAAUAAUUACAGAAAUAAAUGAAUGCAUG
Messenger RNA from Epinephelus lanceolatus (giant grouper), 3371 nucleotides. The record is from RefSeq and is a predicted model, not a curated record. NCBI's taxonomy places the organism in Eukaryota, Metazoa, Chordata, Actinopteri, Perciformes, Serranidae.